CAUUUUGGAUACCGUCCUCGCUGCGGAAAGUUGGGGCAACCUGUUGCUAGUCUGGUCGUUGGUGACAGCGAGGCUUCCGCGCUCGCUGCUGGUGAGCAGCCCCGGCGUGCCCCGCGGGCUGGAAGAGGCGGCGGCGUGAUGCGGCCCGUGGACGCGGACGAGGCGCGGGAGCCCCGCGAGGAGCCGGGCAGCCCGCUGAGCCCCGCGCCCCGCGCCGGCCGCGAGAACCUGGCCUCCCUGGAGCGCGAGCGCGCCCGGGCGCACUGGCGGGCCCGCAGGAAGCUGCUGGAGAUCCAGAGCCUGCUCGACGCCAUCAAGAGUGAGGUGGAGGCAGAGGAGCGGGGCGCCCGGGCCCCAGCACCCCGCCCGCGUGCGGAGGCUGAGGAGCGGGUGGCUCGGCUGUGCGCCGAAGCAGAGAGGAAGGCUGCGGAGGCGGCGCGGAUGGGCAGGCGGAUCGUGGAGCUGCACCAGCGGAUCGCCGGCUGCGAGUGCUGCUGAGCCGGCGAGGCCGCGCGGGUCUGGAGCGGAGCGCGGCGGGGAGUGUCCCGCGUGGAAGGCGCUGGGUAGGCAGGGAGGGGAGCGCAGAGCCGUGCCACGCUCUCCGCGGAGUUGGUUUCAUUCUUUUUUCAUAGGUAAUUAGAGAAAAUAAUUUGAUAUGUUGUUGUAAAGAGUCAUGACCACUGGAAGUAUUUUCAGGACGUAGACCUGGUGGGUCACUACGUGGGGGGAGAGAGGUGUGAAGCGGAGGUACAUGCUGGAAACGUGUGAAUGUUGUUACGAGAUUGGAGCGUUUGCGAUGACCUUCCUGCAGGUGGAAGCAUUGUGCACAGGUGGUUGGGUUUGUUUGACUCCCGGAUAUGAGAAUAUCAAGCUCAAAAUUUAUGUUGUGAUGAUGAAUUUCUCCCACUUGUACUUUAGGUGGCCAACUGACGAACUGUGUUCACCUGAUAAGGAGUCGUGGCUGCUUGGACAGGCUCAAACCAAGAGAGCCUUUCGUUUUGUCUCCCCUGUUUUUCUGCCUGCGUUUUCUCCACAUUAGCCACUCAAUUUCCAGUACCAUCCUGGCGGAUGACUUCAGCAUUAGAUGGUCAGGUGUAUUUUUUUAUUAAUAGGCGCAUUCAGUUUGGAAAAGACAGCUUUUCAUUAAUGUCCCACGUAAAGGAAUAUGGCCUAUACAGUACGUACGCUGCUGCGUGGUCAUAUUUGUUCCUGUGAUCUUAUUGUAUUUUCAAAGUUUGGAAGUAUACUCGUGUGCUUUGCUGUUUUUUUAUGCUUCCUGGAAUUUGGGGACUCAUGAGAGACUUGAGGUUAGAGUUCUGCAAGUGAGAAGACACUACAUGGUUGCAGCUGCCACAUGAAGAACCCAAGCUCCUGUCAAAGUUGUGAAUGCGACUUUGGAUGAGAUUAAGAAGGCCCAGUGGACGGUUGGUCUUGAAGAGUGGCAGUGUGUGGAUUUGAGGACCUCUGCAGACCAUCAGAUCAAAGGAGGGAGAGCUGUUUUGGGUGUUUUGUUUUUUUUGUUUUUAUAGCAUUUUGCUUUUUCUUGGAAUGUAAUUUUCCUAUGGCAUGUUAACUGGUGCACAUCGUGUAACCUGUCUGGUGAGCAACCUACAAUUGGGAUGAGUUCUAGGUACAUGUGUUUGCUGACUUUGGGGUAAACAACUUUGUUAUAAUACAGUCUCUGCCACAGAUGCAUGUGACCUCUUCAGGGGCCCAGAGUGGCUGAGGAAGGAAAGCUUCAAGCUGGCCAUGGGGGUCCCAAACAGUCAUUCCAGGCUUAGAUGAUGACUAGCCUAGGUCAUCAGAGCCCAGACUCCACAGAGACUAAAAUCAGAGCUCUGUCUUGUUAUGAUAAAUUUCAUUUGCUUGGAAAAAGAAAUGCUGAAAGCCAGUGUUUAGAAUCUUUGUGCAGAUGACCAAAGCAAUUGACUUGGCCAAGAAAAGGUAAGGUAAAUAAACAUUUUUCAAAAUGA
Messenger RNA from Homo sapiens (human), 1973 nucleotides. RefSeq names its product Morf4 family associated protein 1 like 2 (gene MRFAP1L2). The transcript has a single exon. Bases 139 to 498 code for a protein of 119 amino acids. The record is from RefSeq and is marked validated. NCBI's taxonomy places the organism in Eukaryota, Metazoa, Chordata, Mammalia, Primates, Hominidae.